AUGGCUCAGACUAUCGCCAGAGGAUCGGGUCGAGAAUAUCAACUAGAGAAUAUCGACCAGGCCUUCCAAAGCUUCAUGAGGGAAUACAAUAAGAAGUAUGAGACGGAUGAGCAGUACCAGGUUGCAAAGGCUGCUUUUGCAGAAAGCAUGAGAGAGAUAGAGGAAUUGAGAGCAAAUGGCGAUAUAACUCAUGAGGUCGGCCUCAAUGAAUAUGCCGAUGUACCAUCCGGAGUAUUCGAUAAAGCGUUCCAGUGCGCUACAGAUCCGCAGUUUGAAGAAAACCUGCGCUCAGUCACUGCGACUUACCCACAAGACGAGAUAGAAGCUCCUCCCCCGUCGGUUGACUGGGAAGCCGCUGGUGCUUUGGCUCCAGUCAGGGAGCAAUCGACUCGGCUGAACAGAUGUGGCUCUUGUUAUGCCAUCGCCGCUAUAGUCGCUCUGGAGAGCCGUUUCAAGAUACAGACCGGCAUUGCUAAAGUGAUUGAAGAUGCACAUCGUAGUAAAGUACGGAAGCCGCUGACAGAGAGGUGGAUCUGUGCCGU
Molecule: messenger RNA, 542 nt
Organism: Perkinsus marinus ATCC 50983
Lineage: Eukaryota; Perkinsozoa; Perkinsida; Perkinsidae
Product: Viral cathepsin, putative
Exons: 6
Biological process (GO): proteolysis
Molecular function (GO): cysteine-type peptidase activity
Source: RefSeq, a predicted model, not a curated record